CCAGCAGACGGACGGAUACAUGCAAAUAUGAUAUCUAAUAUCUCUAGCCAAAGGCCCAAUUUCUCUCGGCGUGAUACGAUAGGGUCGGCGGUAGAAACAGCAAUAAGUACCUAAAUAUUAGUGCCUACAGAUCUUACCUAGUGCAAGGCCAAAGCAAAAGGAAUAGGAAAAAGUGAAACUGUGUGAGAGUGUGUGAGAGAGAAAGAGAAGGGAGAAAAGGGGAGACAGAUAUGGCGACGACGGCGACGUCAUUCCGCCGGACGACGCUCUCGCACGCGCAGAAGACGGUCCUAGCGAUGUCGCGCGCGCAGUUCCUCGACGCCAUCCGUGCCUCGCGGCCCGCCGACAAGCUUUACGUGGGCGUCUGCAUCUUCCGCAUGGACGCGCACAGCUCCCGGCCCUCGGUCCUGCUGCUCCGCCGCUCGCGCGCCGCCUCCGCUUCCUCGUCCGAGGCCUCUUCUUCUACUACUUCUGCCGCGAAUUCGGCUACCACCGUUACCAGUGCCGCGGCGUCGCCGGUGCUGAGGCGCGAGAGCCGCAGGAAUGGGCGGCAGCAGUUUCGCGGACGUGGGGAGGGAGAACGGGUGUUAAGGGGUGGGGGUGGAGGUGCGAAUGGGAAUGGGAAUGGAGAUGGAGAUGGAUAUGGAAGUGGAGGUGGAGGUGGCGUGUGGGAACUGCCCGGCGGCAAGGUACGAGACACCGACUUCUGCAUCUCGGCGGCGGUGGCGCGGCGCGUGGCGGAGCAGACGGGUCUGCGCGUGGUGCGCGUGCUCGGCGCGCUGCAGGACGUCCGGCACGUCAGCGAGGUGCGGAUCCUGGACUGGGACGACGACGGGGUCGGCAUCUUCACCGGGGACCGGCGCCGCGGGAGCGGCGUCAGCGUCGGGAGCAGCGAUAGCAGCACCGACCUUUCCGUGUCGAUACUCGACGGCGCGACGCUGACCUCGGGCACGGGCGCAGAUUCCCCCGGCGGGAGCGGUAGCGGUAGCGGUAGCGGUAGUGGUAGUGGUGGUUACGGCAGUAUGAGGGGCAGGAAUAUGAAUAUACACCGCAGCGCCUCGAGGCGCGAGCCCGUGCAUAACCCGCAGCUGGUACUGCGUCGGGAGUGUCUGCAGCUGAACUACGCGGUGCUGGUGCAGAGCCACGAGGACUUGAGCAUCAGGUCCAGGGACCACGACGAGAUGGUCUGGGCGAGCUUUAGCCGCGCGGAGGCGCUGCCUAUGCACGAGGAGCUCAGGACGGUUGUGCACCAGGGGUUGGCGUUUGCGGGGGAGUAUUUGUUUUGAUGGUGGAUAGGGGGAUAGGGGGAAAGGAAGAAAGGAGGAAAGGGGGGUGUUUGUGGGUUGAAUGUGUAUUGUUGAGAUGUCUAUGUAGGGUGAAGAUUGAUAAUGAUUUCCUAUAUCACGGCAGGUCUGCGAUAUAUUUUCAUGUGGCGU
Molecule: messenger RNA, 1436 nt
Organism: Annulohypoxylon truncatum
Lineage: Eukaryota; Fungi; Ascomycota; Sordariomycetes; Xylariales; Hypoxylaceae
Exons: 2
Coding region: 231-1286 (351 amino acids)
Source: RefSeq, a predicted model, not a curated record